Cicer arietinum (chickpea) is the source of this 747-nucleotide messenger RNA. The record is from RefSeq and is a predicted model, not a curated record. NCBI's taxonomy places the organism in Eukaryota, Viridiplantae, Streptophyta, Magnoliopsida, Fabales, Fabaceae.
AUGAAUGCAGAUGGAAUUUGUCAUGUAUAUGUUGACAAUUCUGCUAAUAUUGAUAUGACAAUGCAGAUAGUUAGGGAUGCAAAGAUUGAUUAUCCUACUGCCUACAAUGCAAUGGGAACUCUUCUUGUACAUAAGAAUCUGUCGUGUAAUGGUGGACUUAAUGAGCUUAUCCUUGAACUUCAACGUGAAGGUUUAAAAAUGUAUGGUGGACCAAAAGCCUGCGCCAUGCUAAACAUUGUUGAAACAAGUUCUUUUCAUCAUGAGUACAGCUCACGUACUUGCACAAUUGAAAUUGUUGAAGAUGUCUUCACUGCCAUUGAUCACAUAAAUAAACAUGGCAGCGGUCAUACUGAAUGCAUUGUCACAGAAGAUUCUGAAGUGGAUGAGACUUUCAUAUCUCAAGUUGACAGUGCUGCUGUAUUCCACAAUGCAAGUACACGUUUUGGUGAUGGAGCGCGCUUUGGGAUUGGGGCAGAGGAUAACCUUGGAAAAUUCGAUGAGAAAGCCGAUGAAGAGAACUUUGUAUCAUUUGAUGAAUCAAACCCCUUGAAAGAGGACAAAAUCAUCUCUUAUGAUGAUGAUGAUUUUAUAAGUGAUGAUAUAAGCAAAGACAAUCAAGAUGAUCAAUCAACUCAAGAGAAUGAAGUCAGCAUUGAGCAGCAAGAUCAAUAUGAUAAUCUUCCUAAGGAAUGGAGAUCCCGUAGAGAUCACCCCAUUGACAACAUUAUAGGUGAUAUCAACAAAUGA